AUGGCGCAUCACACACCACCACUGCUGUUGAUGCUUCUUCUAUGUACACUUUCUGUCAACUCAUCAUUCCAGCCCGCCCUGGUGUUAGAAAUGGCCAAGAUUCUUUUGGAAAACUACUGCUUUCCUGAGAACCUAGUUGGGAUGGAGGAGGCUAUCCAACAAGUGAUCAACAGUGGAGAAAUCCUGCAGAUUUCAGACAGGAAGACCCUGGCCUCUGUGCUCACAAACGGAGUACAAGGGGCACUGAACGAUCCGAGGUUGACUGUGUCAUAUGAGCCCAAUUUUGUCCCGGUGAUGCCACAGAUGCUGCCGUCUCUGCCCAUAGAGCAGCAGAUCUGGCUGGUAAGAAACUCUGUCAAGCUGGAUAUCCUGGACAACAACGUUGGAUAUUUGCGGAUGGAUCGGAUCGUUGGGGAGGAGACAGCUACAAAGCUUGGCUCCCUGCUGAGGGACAACAUCUGGGACAAAGUUGCUCGCACAUCCUCGCUGAUCUUGGACCUGAGGUAUAGCACAGCUGGAGAAUUGUCUGGAGUUCCCUUUAUAAUCUCCUAUUUCUCAGACCCUGAGCCUCUCUUUCAUAUUGACGCUGUGUAUGACAGGCCCUCAAAUACAACUAAGGAGCUGUGGACCAUGCCGUCAAUAAUGGGGGAAAGGUAUGGAAAGAAGAAAGACUUGAUUAUUUUGACCAGUAAGCGUACCAUGGGGGCUGCUGAGGCAGUGGCAUAUAUAUUAAAAAACCUAAAGAGGGCCAUCACAGUUGGGGAAAGGUCUGCUGGUGGGUCAGUAAAAGUCCAAAAGAUUAGGAUCCCUCAGUCGGAGUUCUACAUAACAGUUCCUGUGGCAAGAUCAGUUAGUCCAAUCACAGGCCAUAGCUGGGAAGUGAGUGGUGUUUCUCCAACAGUCAACAUCCUUGCCAAGGAAGCUGUCGCAAAAGCCAAGUCCCUUCUGGCUGUAAGGAGUGCCAUUCCAAAAGUUGUGCAGAGUAUCGCUGACGUAAUCAGGAGGUUCUAUGUUUUCACUGACAGAGUUCCGGCUCUUCUUCAAUAUCUGCAAUCAACAGAUUUUUUCUCUGUCAUAUCUGAGGAGGACCUAGCAGUCCGACUCAACCAGGACCUCCAGACUGUGUCUGAAGAUCCACGACUGAUAAUCAAAUACAUGCAAGACAAUGCUGCCAUUCUUGAGGAGGACCCUGAGCUUUACAACAUUCCAGAUGAUUUGGAAUCGUUGAAAAAACUUGUAGAUACAACGAUUAAAGUGGAAAUUCUCCUAAACAAUACUGGCUAUCUCCGCAUAGACAAGUUUGUCAAGUCGUAUGCAGGGACUAAAUUAGAAGAGCUCAUGGCUAAAAAGGUAUGGGAUCCCCUCAAAGACACUAAUAACCUGAUUAUUGAUUUACGCUAUAACACUGGUGGAUCCUCUACCUCUCUAGCCCUUAUACUGUCCUAUCUGCAGGACACUUCCCAGAAGCGUAAUUUUUUCACAAUAUAUGACCAAAUUCAGAACACAACAAUCGAAUAUGACUCUCUGCCUCAAAUUGCCGGCCCGACCUAUGGCUCCAAACGUGGAGUUUACGUGUUGACCAGCUACGACACAGCAAGCACCGGCGAAGAGUUUGCUUACCUGAUACAGUCACUUCAUCGGGGCACAGUCAUUGGGGAAAUUACAUCUGGUACCCUGAUGCACGCAAAGUCGUUUCAAAUAGAGGGAAUGUCUAUUGCCAUCACUGUUCCUUUCAUAAACUUUGUAGACAACAAUGGUGAAUGCUGGCUGGGAGGUGGUGUGGUGCCCGAUGCCAUUGGGCUAGCCGAGGAAGCUGUGGAGCACGUUUAUGAGAUUGCAGAUUUUCACCAAGGUCUCAAGUUCCUCAUAGAGGAAACUGGGGAACUGUUAGAAAAACACUACACAAGUCAUGACGUUGCACUAAUGGCCAGCAAGGUACUUUUGAGCAAAUGGGCCGAGGGAAUAUACCGGUCAGUGGUUGACUUUGAAUCCUUGGCAUCUCAGUUGACAGCAGACCUCCAAGAGACUUCAGGCGAUCACCGUCUCCAUGUCUUCCAUUGCGAUGUCGAGCCAGAGUCACUUCACGACGUCCCAAAAAUCCCUACCGCUGAAGAAGUGGGACACAUAAUCGACGCUUUGUUUAAAAUUGAGCUUCUGCCAGGUAAUGUUGGGUAUGUAAGGUUUAACAUGAUGGCAGAUGUGGAGGUGGUAAAAGCCAUUGGGCCUCAGCUGAUAAAAUUAGUGUGGAGCAAGAUAGUAAACACAGAUGCCCUUAUAAUUGACAUGAGGUACAACACUGGUGGAUAUUCAACGGCAAUUCCCCUAUUAUGCACCUACUUCUUUGAUGCUCAACCUUUGCGGCAUCUUUACACUGUCUUUGACCGCACCACAACCACCACGACCGAAGUCAUGACAUUGCCUCAAGUCAGAGGUCCAAGGUAUGGGUCCUCCAAGGACGUCUACAUCCUCACCAGUCAGAUGACGGGGUCAGCCGCCGAAGUGUUCACCCGCUCUAUGAAGGACCUGAAUAGGGCCACAAUCAUUGGAGAGCCAACGAUGGGAGGGUCUCUAUCGAGUGGAACCUAUCAGAUCGGGGACAGCGUCCUGUACGCUUCAAUCCCUAACCAGGUUGUGUUGAGUGCAAUCACUGGGAAAGAGUGGAGCAUUUUAGGGGUUGAGCCUCAUGUUAUUGCCCAGGCAAAUGACGCUCUUACUGUCGCACAGAGACUCAUAGCAGCAAGGCACUUGAAGAGAGCGCAAGGAAAAUAG
This is a messenger RNA of Perca flavescens (yellow perch), 2769 nucleotides long. RefSeq names its product interphotoreceptor retinoid-binding protein like (gene irbpl). The record is from RefSeq and is a predicted model, not a curated record. Gene Ontology annotation, molecular function: serine-type peptidase activity; retinol binding. The coding region runs from base 1 to 2769 and encodes 922 amino acids. Gene Ontology annotation, biological process: proteolysis. Lineage: Eukaryota; Metazoa; Chordata; Actinopteri; Perciformes; Percidae. The transcript has a single exon.